AUGGCAACGAACGUUCAGGUCCAGGCUGCUUGCCUCCUGCUCCUCCUCCUCACCGGCCUGACCAGUGCUUGGCUUCUUCCCCACCAGACAAGACAGCUUGCAGACCACCAGGCCCAGGACACAGCUGAAGCCAAGGCCGGCUUGACGCCUGUGGUCCAGAGGCUACAGAGACGAGAUACCCACUUCCCCAUCUGCAUGUUCUGCUGUGACUGCUGUCAAAAGUCAAAGUGUGGGUUGUGCUGCAAGACAUAG
Molecule: messenger RNA, 252 nt
Organism: Orycteropus afer afer
Lineage: Eukaryota; Metazoa; Chordata; Mammalia; Tubulidentata; Orycteropodidae
Gene: HAMP
Product: hepcidin antimicrobial peptide
Exons: 3
Coding region: 1-252 (83 amino acids)
Biological process (GO): intracellular iron ion homeostasis
Cellular component (GO): extracellular region
Source: RefSeq, a predicted model, not a curated record